Molecule: messenger RNA, 1735 nt
Organism: Arvicola amphibius (Eurasian water vole)
Lineage: Eukaryota; Metazoa; Chordata; Mammalia; Rodentia; Cricetidae
Gene: Noxa1
Product: NADPH oxidase activator 1
Exons: 11
Coding region: 181-1635 (484 amino acids)
Biological process (GO): superoxide anion generation
Molecular function (GO): superoxide-generating NADPH oxidase activator activity; protein binding
Source: RefSeq, a predicted model, not a curated record
UCUUGCGUGCACUUUAGUCGGGUCUCAUUAGGUGCUUUUCUCUGCUGUCCUGGCCCCCCGAGCCCUUCCUUGGCCCUGGCCCACGGCACCGCAACUCCUGUGAGACACCCUCUUCCCGCCCCGCGCUCUCCGACUAGAAUCGCUGACUUCUUUCACGGCAGAGCAGGUGUCCCCAGCUCCAUGAGCUCUCUUGGGGAUCAGGUACGAGACUGGCAUCAGGGUGUCCUGGCCGUGGCAAGCGAGGACUGGGAUCGCGCCCUGUGCCUCUUCUCAGAUGUCCAGGAGCCGCGGGCCAAGAUGUUCUUCAACGUGGGCUGCGUGCGACUGAUGGCGGGGGAUCCCGAGACUGCCUUGCGGGCAUUUGACCAAGCAGUGACCAAGGACCCCGGCAUGGCUGUUGGCUUCUUCCAGCGGGGAGUGGCCAAUUUCCAGCUAGAGAGGUUUCAGGAGGCUGUGUCUGACUUCCAGCUCGCCCUGGCACAACUGAGAAGCAAUGCUGUCAUUGAUUACACUCAACUGGGUCUGUAUUUCAAACUGCAUGCCUGGGAGGUCCUGUACAACAUGGCAUCAGCACAGUGCCAGGCAGGACUCUGGACCAAGGCUGCCGAUACUCUAGUGGAAGCAAUCUCCAAAUGGCCAGAGGGUGCCCAAGAUAUCCUGGACACUGCCCUGGACCAAGUACGGAAACAGGUACCCCUGCAGCUGCGGCAAGUCCCCAAGGGUGAGGUCUUCCAGCCUCCCAGGCAAUACCUACAGCAUCUGGAACCCAUGGAUUUCCUCGGCAAGGCUAAGGUGGUGGCUUCUGUUAUCCCUGACAACCGCACCUCAGACAGCUGGCCUCAGAAGAGGUCCCAAAUGGAGCAAGUUGGCCAUCAGUCUCCUGCAUCUAUGGGUAAGAGGAUCCCGAGCAAUAGGGGGAAGGGGGAGCCGCCUCAGGAGAGCUGGGACAUGGGCACUUGUCCCUUAAAGUUUGGGGCAGAGGACAGCUGCCUGCCAGGCAUUCAUCACUUCAAAGUAUCUUCUUUGUGGAAAGGUGGCCACAUGAGCCAGGCUCUAUGCCACAGCUUUCUGGCAUCUGGAGGACCUGACCCAGGCCCCCCUGAAGACUCCUCAGAAGCUGGGGGAGCAGCUACUGAGGACCCUGAAUCCCUGGUGACUGUCACAGUACAGUGCCACCUCACUGUGCCCCUGAAGGCCCCAAGAGGCACUGACCUGUCCGGCCUUCGAACACUGCUGGCUCAAGCCCUCCUUCACCAGGCCCAGAGGGGGCAGCUCAGUUACCAGGCCCCACGAGAGAAGUUCUGGACCCCAAUCUCCACGGAGGAUGCACUGCAGAGUGCAUGGAGGAACGUGGCCGUGGGCCCAAGAGGGUUGCAUCUCCAGUGCCGGGGGGCCUGGGGCCGACCAGUCCUCUACCAGGUAGUGGCUCGGCACAGUUACGCAGCCGGAAGGCCUGAGGAUUUGGACUUCCGCCAAGGGGACACAGUGGAUGUUCUGUGUGAAGUGGACGAAGCAUGGCUGGAGGGACACCGAGACGGCUGCAUCGGCAUUUUCCCCAAGUGCUUUGUGGUCCCGGCUGGUGCCUGUGUGGAAGCCGGAGCUAUUCCAGGACCCAAGCCAGGAGAUCAGCACUAGCAACAUUGUGACAAGAUCAGUUUUAAUUUAAACAAACAAAAAACUAUCCCCCUCAUCCCUGUGUGGUCUGCCUUCUGGGGUUGAUGAUAAAGAGGAUCAA